Messenger RNA from Mollisia scopiformis, 1520 nucleotides. RefSeq names its product MFS general substrate transporter. Gene Ontology annotation, biological process: transmembrane transport. Bases 1 to 1428 code for a protein of 475 amino acids. The transcript has 3 exons. The record is from RefSeq and is a predicted model, not a curated record. Gene Ontology annotation, cellular component: membrane. Gene Ontology annotation, molecular function: transmembrane transporter activity. Lineage: Eukaryota; Fungi; Ascomycota; Leotiomycetes; Helotiales; Mollisiaceae.
AUGAUAGAUGAAAAGAGCCAAGACGUGAUUCCUGUCUCUAUCAACUCAACACCCUCAUCCGAGGAGGAAAACACCCCGGCAACAUCCGAGCACGACGCAGCAUUCGAGAAAAAAGUCCUCCGCAAAAUCGACCUCUGGCUCGUAGGCUUCUACUCCCUCGUCUACAUUUUCCGCGUCAUAGACUCUUCAAACUACUCCAAUGCCGCGAUCAUCAACCUCGAAGCUGGAACGAACAUCAAAAAACAACUGCACUUGAGUCCUUCUCAAUGGGCGUGGACGCUCUCCAUCUUCUCUUAUUCGUACCUGAUCUUUGAACCUAGCAACACUUUACUCUUAAAGAAGUUCAGACCUUCGAGAUGGAUGUUCGUCCUUAUUCUCGCAUGGGGAAUAUGCGCUUGUUCUGUUGCCGCGGUCCACAAUUUCAGAGAGAUGAUGGGCGUUAGGUUCCUGAUUGGGAUGGCGGAAGCGGGUUUCUAUCCUGCGGUGCUUUACCACAUGUCAUUCUUCUAUAAACCCACUGAGAUGCCGUGGCGCAUAGCUUUGUUCUAUAGCGUGGGACAGAUUGCGAGUGCUUUGAGUGGGUUGUUGGCUUUUGCUAUCGGUUUCAUGAACGGGUUGGGUCAUUUGGCUGGUUGGAGGUGGUUGUUCUUGCUCGAGGGACUGCCGGCUAUCAUUCUUUCGGUGGUUGCACUCUUUGGCUUACCUGAUUAUCCACAGACUGCGAGGAUGUUGAGCGAGGAAGAGAAGGCCUUUGUUCUGGAACGUCUUUCAUCUACUGCCCCAUCAGGAGCUUCGGGGAACUGGGACUUCAAGACCUUGAAGGUUUUAUUCUCGGAUCCAACAUUGUACACCUUUGCCAUUUACUGGAUCGCUCAUGGGAUUGGUGGUUUUGGUGUCUCUUAUGCUUUGCCGACCGUCAUAUAUCAGCUAGGCUUCACUACCACUUCUCUAUCUCAACUCAUGAACAUUCCCCCAUAUCUUUCCUGUUUUCUGUUUCUGAACCUCAUGGGCUAUAUGUUACACAAGAAGUGGAUCAGACCAUGGGUAACAGCAGUCGCAAUCGAAAGCACAAUCAUCAUCUGCUACAUCCUGCUCAUCACCGUUCCCAACGCUGUAGUGAAGUACCUUUGCCUCAUCGUUGCAACUUCGUGCGCCGGCUCUGCCUAUCCUGUCAUCUGGCCCGAACGUAUUCGAGCACUUGAGGGGACGGUGGCGGCGGGUAUCGGAAUCGGUAUCACGAAUGCAAUGGCGCAGUUUGGAGGGAUCGUUGGCCCCCAUGUCUACAGUACUGUCUUCGGUCCGGGGUAUCACGUUUCGUAUGUGAUUUGUCUUUGCUUCCUGAUCGUGGCUAUCUCUGCUAUUUUGGUCUCUUGGCUGCUGGUUUGGAGGAAGGACAGGAGGAAAGAAGCUGAGGUUGAAUUAGAUUAGGGUAUAUAUUUGGAGAAGCUAUAGCUAGACGACAAGUGAAAAGUGAAGUCUACUUUGAAACGAGAUCAUUCAAUUCACAAGCCAUCCAUGAG